This is a messenger RNA of Caretta caretta (loggerhead turtle), 9409 nucleotides long. It is a transcript of the gene CDK18, whose product is annotated as cyclin dependent kinase 18. NCBI's taxonomy places the organism in Eukaryota, Metazoa, Chordata, Testudines, Cheloniidae. Gene Ontology annotation, biological process: protein phosphorylation. Gene Ontology annotation, cellular component: nucleus; cytoplasm. Gene Ontology annotation, molecular function: cyclin-dependent protein serine/threonine kinase activity; ATP binding. The record is from RefSeq and is a predicted model, not a curated record.
AUACUCCAGCCCUACUGAGAGGAUUUCUCUCUCUCUCUCUCUCUCUCUCUCCUCGCUUUGCUCAGUGCCUCUUGCAGCCCCAGCCUCAGGUUGCUGCGGGAAGACUCUUUCCUUACCUUUUCUGGGAGUGAAGUGCCCAGGGCAGACGAGACCAGCUGGUGCAGGGGCAAGAUCGGAGACGGGAGAGACUUGGGGAAGCAAAAGUGGACUUGAUUUGAAAAAAAGAAAGAAGGAGAGUCUCCUCUUUCUCCAGCGGGGCCCUGCCGUCUCGCCGCAGCACAGGAUACAAUGAACAAGAUGAAAAACUUCAAGCGGCGGUUUUCCCUCUCCGUUCCCCGGACAGAGACCAUCGAGGAGUCACUAGCCGAGUUCACAGAGCAGUUCAACCAGCUCAACAACAAGAAGAAUGAAGACCUGGCACAAGGGCACCUGCAGCUGGGCCACCUGGGCAGAGGUUUCCGGGCAGAGCCAACCUCCGUUUCCCCCUCGGAGGUGGAAGGCCAGUCCCCGAAAGCUGUGCGCUACCGAAGGAGCAGCCAGCGCCGCUUCUCCAUGGAGGAUGUCAGCAAGCGGCUCUCCCUGCCCGUGGACAUCCGUCUGCCCCCGGAGUUCCUGCAAAAGCUGCAGAUGGACAAUCCAGACUUCCCCAAGACCUUCAGCAGGAUGUCUCGACGGGCUUCCCUCUCGGACAUCGGAUUUGGGAAGCUGGAAACCUAUGUUAAAUUGGAAAAACUGGGGGAGGGCACCUAUGCCACUGUCUUCAAGGGGCGCAGCAAGCUAACUGGGAACCUGGUCGCUCUGAAGGAGAUCCGCCUGGAGCAUGAAGAAGGAGCACCCUGCACAGCUAUAAGGGAGGUUUCCCUGCUGAAGAACCUGAAACAUGCAAACAUUGUGACCCUCCACGAUUUCAUCCACACGGAGCGCUCCCUCACCCUUGUCUUUGAGUACCUGGACAGUGACCUAAAGCAAUAUCUGGAUAACUGUGGGAACCUGAUGAAUAUGCACAACGUGAAGAUUUUCCUGUUCCAGCUGCUCCGUGGCCUGUCCUACUGCCACAAGAGCAAGAUCCUGCAUCGAGACCUCAAACCGCAAAACCUGCUCAUCAACGAAAGGGGAGAGCUAAAGCUGGCUGACUUCGGUCUAGCCAGAGCCAAAUCAAUCCCCACGAAAACAUAUUCCAACGAGGUGGUCACUCUGUGGUAUCGGCCCCCCGAUGUCCUGCUGGGAUCGACUGUGUACUCCACACCCAUCGAUAUGUGGGGUGUGGGCUGCAUACACUACGAAAUGGUCACAGGACGGCCCAUGUUCCCAGGCUCCACUGUGAAAGAAGAGCUCCAUUUAAUCUUCAAGCUUCUUGGCACCCCUACAGAAGACUCCUGGCCUGGAAUCACAUCCAACGAGGAGUUUAAGGGUUAUCAUUUCACCCGGUACCAAGCCCAGCCCUUGAUAAAUCAUGCACCCAGGCUGGACACGGAAGGGAUCGACUUGCUGAUGAGCCUCCUCCUGUACGAAGCCAAAUGCCGGAUCUCCGCCGAAGAGGCCCUGCGACACCCUUACUUCAAGGCGCUGGGGGACCGAGUCCAGCUCCUCCCUGACAAUGCCUCCAUCUUCUCUCUGAAAGAAAUACAGCUUCAAAAGGACCCUGGCUACCGAGGUUCAGCCUUUCAGCAGUCAGCCCGAGGGAAAAGCAGGAGACAGAGUAUAUUUUAAACCUGGCUCUUGUUCCCUUUGUCACCAUGGAGAUCAAAGCACUGAGAAAGGAGAGGACUUCAUGCUCCCACAGGACCCAUCCACAGAAUUGCUGACUCUAACAGGAAGAUACUGGAACGCCCCUCUACCAUGGGGUGCCCUCUGUCUGCCCCCCAGAAUCCCACUUCUCACACCAGUCAUCCCACCAGUAGUUCUUGUCAAAGGAGCUCUGCCCCCAGUUGCUCAUUUUUCAUGUGCCACCACCAAGAGUAAACUACUGCGUUCUAUACCCGGGUAAGGUACUUUAACUAGUGACUAGCUACCCUGGGAGUAGCCCUGAACUCAGGAGACUUGUGUGCCGGCCUUGUUACAGUCCUGUUUGCUGCAGGACAGGGCGGUGAUCUGGAGUGAAUAGGGGCGCUGCAGGCAGAGGGCAGAAUCUCCAAGGAUUGGCAGACAGCUGGGUGGUCAUAUCGCAGAAGACAUUUCUGUGAAUGCACGGCAUGCCUCUGCUUGGGCACCCUGCUAUGCCCACCGGUGGGGAAGUCAGACCUGGCAAGACGCAUUGCACUGAAUGAAGGACAUGCUCUCACCAGCAGGGGGCGCCCUACGGUGAGCCCCAUCCAGGGCUUCCUGACAUCAGACAUUGAGUUGGGAUGGAAACAUUUAACGAGGGAGCGCUCCCCUUCAGCCCCUCCCCCCAUGGUUAUCAACCAGGGAUCCCUCUUCCCCACCCCAUAAUUUGAGUCUCAUGCACAGUUCCUGGGAUUGCCUGAACGGCAGCCCCAGGAGGUGCAGAGGAAAGAGGCUGUAAAGAGGAAAAUGCAGAUUAGCUGGAUUCCUCUGAUCCCCUCAGUUUCCCCAACAACCCGCCCCCCCCACCCACCCCCACAAGUUUAUUUUCUAAGCUCUGACACCUGUUUUGCAGCAGUUCCCAGCCCCUCUGAUUUAGCGAGAAACCAGUGAAGUCCCGUUUCCUACAUCAAAAUCAUGCUGUGUUUCUAAUCUGCCUUGCGCGGAAAGGUGCGUUCCUACUAGGAAAAGGACCCAUUUCCCAGCAUGCGGCUCUGGAAUUGCAGCAAAUUGUCCAGCCAGUUGGGCCCAUCUUUGAGCUCACCGCAAAAGGUGAACGAGCACAAGUAGUUUCACCUGUUGGUGCAAAUGAGCUGUGAAUGCACAAUGUUGCGUCAUUCCACCUUUGUGGUGGGCGUGCAAAGGUGCCGACCCUACCUCUGCAAGGCUGCAGGAUCAUGACCCAACUCAAACACAGCACACCCUAUUAAGCAGAAAACAGACCCACCUUUCACGACCUACCCGGUUCCCUAGGACUGAGCAUAUUGGUUUCGCCCCGUGUAUUGCACACCUACUGCACUCAAUGGGACUCAAGUGCUUUGUGUGCUUUGCAUAUGUUCCUCCCCCUCUAUUCCCAGGCCGUGCUCAAUCAGUUCCUGAAACUUUUUUUUUUUUUUUUGAAGUUUGAAAAAUUUGUCAGAAUGUUUUGAUUGGUUGGUUGAUUUGGGGAUUUUUUUAUUUAUUUUUUUAAGUUUUCAUUCCCCGUCCGGCUACCUCAUCCUCUCCGAUACCCAUCAUGGCCCAGCUAGCACCAGGAAAUGAUGGGGCAUUGCUCUAGAGAGCAUGGAUCAUGGGCUGGUAGACUGACUGUGGGACUGGUAGGCAGGAAGUCCUGAGUUCUAAUCCAGACUCUCCUACUCACACACCGAGUAGCCUUGGGCAGGUGAUGGCACUCUUCUGUGCCUCAGUUUCCUCAUCUGUCAAAUGGGGCUAAUAAUCAUUAGCUGCCUCACUGUGAGGCAAAGCAUAAGUUAGAAAUGGGCCUGGAUCUGAACUUUCCCAAAGCUUGAGGAGGUUUGGAUCCAAGGUUCCAAUGCAGGUCAGAUUCUAAAUGCUCAGCAUGAUCAUCCCCAUGAGAUUCCCAGCCCACUCUAGACACCAAAGCAGGUUGGACCAAGUUAGGCUCAUCCCAGAUAAGCAUCCAGACCUCUGUAUUGUUUGAGAUUUGCCCAUCCCUGGUAGGUUUCUUUCGGUGUGUGUCCAGUAUACAGCAAGUUGGGGAAAACACUUUGUUUCCAUCCAUUAACGCAUUCAGCACUUCACUGGGUAGCACGUGAGUGAUGCGGCCAGCUUUUCUGCAUGCACAUAGAAAAAGUGUUCUCUGUGUCAGCUGUAUCAGGGGUUUUCUUUUGACGUGUAAGAGGAAGGUUUACAAUAUUUGGUUGGUGUUAGCUAGAGUAAGUUUUAACCCCUGUUCCCCUUUAGCUAUCCCUUAACAAAGCUUUUUGCAUGAGCAUUUCCUAGGUAGAGCAGGAAUCCGUGCCAUGGGCUUACUCUUUCCAUUGCAGACACCUCUAUUUGUGGGUGAGUAACUCAAUUGACUGUUUACCCCAUCGAUGAAACUUCUCCUGUGGGCUCUGAUUCAGCAAGGGACUUAAGUGUAGGCUCAGUUUUAAGCACCCGAGUAAUCCCAUUGAUGUUAGUGGGCCUACUCACGUGUUACAAGUUAGGCACUUGUUUAAGGAGCUGUGCUAAAUUGGGUCCCGUAAUGUCCCAGCCUAGGGGUGAAUAUGGACCUAAUCCAUCUGCCCCCUUGUGAGUUAUAGGGCCAAGUCCAUCACUAGCCUGGGACAAUGCUCCUCAUCACUGGAAUGUAGAGCACUCAUACCCAGUGCCAAUGUCUCUUGCUUAUUCUCCUACAUACCUUGUCUGUGUUCUUCCUGCUCUCAUCAGCCCCAGGCUCUGAGGACUCAUCUAGUCAUGUAAGUCAUGAUCAGUUAUGUUGUAACAUCUGUGGCCACCUCUGAAUCACAAUUGCUACAAUUCUGUGCUUGAAGUCUGUUUGGAAUUUCCUGGCCACAGCAAGGAUAGAACUCAGCGCUUCCUGCUCCAAAGUCACAGGCUCCUGCCACCUGAGCAAAAGGGGGAUCCCCACUGAACUUUCUGAGUACAGAACCUAUGAAGCCCAGGUAGGCAGGUCUAGUUCCAUCCUGUAGAAGUUGCCCUAGAAAUUCUUGAUGUCCAACAUAGUGAGGUUCUGGGGCAGCUAACGAUUUGUUACACUGUUAACGACAGCGAUGUUUUCAUUGACUUUGGGGCAGAUGAGGAAACAGUGGUCUACUGGUGCUUGCAGUCUGUUUUCUGAGCACCCGCAGCGCCCACUGAAAUUAACUUUUGUCGGAAGUGCCCAGUGCCUCUGAAAAUCAGGCCCUGUCUGACUCAGCUUAAAUCCUUCCAAGCCUAGGGACCAGAUCUUCAGAUAAAGGACAGACCAGACUUUAAGAAGGCUUACAGGGGAGCGAGGGCCAGUGGCUUGGUAGGGUCAAUAGAAUCAAAGAAAUUAAAGGUGGGAAAAGAUGUUAUUAAGUCAGCUCAUCCAUCCCCCUUAGUCUUUUGGCUCUAACGACACAGGCUUCUCGCACUGGUGCUAAAGGAGAACUCCCUUACCUGGCAUCAUCCAGCAGUCUCUGGAGAGUCUCACAGACAAACACGUCAGCAUAGUGCGUACCCUGCCUCCCAGCCAAUGCCGAUAGGGCUGAUUUUCAAAGGUGUUGCUGAGCAUCUGAGGCGCCUGUUGGCUUAAGCUGAAUCAGUGGGUGUUCAGUGCCUCUGGAAGCCUGCCCCUUUCCCCACCACUGUCCACUCGAGAGAGGCCCACCAUGGAAAUACUAGGGAGAGGAGAGCAAGGGAGGCAAUGUCACCGACGAGUGGAGUCAUCCAGGGCUGCAGACUAGGACAGAAGGGUAUCGAAUGACCGUGACCGUGCAGCCGGGACUGUUUUCUCCAGUGAACGAGAAAGUUAUCUCCAAGCCUGUGAUCUGUGUGCUCUUUACUCCUGCGUAGCUCUGUCCGUUCCCCCACACACCCUUCCUGAAGGAGAUCUCUUGGGCAGGAUACUGUUAUUUAUUAGCCUAUUGAGCUGCUAUCAGGGUGAGUUUAAGAUAACACCUUUUGUUCCACUGCAUUAUUCCUUGCAUAAUGACAGGUUUCAGAGUAGCACAAAAGCUUAUGCUCAAAUAAAUGUGUUAGUCUCUAAGGUGCCACAAGGACUCCUUUUCUUUUUGCAUUAUUCCUGUUCAGGAGAGCGAUAGCGCAUGUAAAUAUUUGGCAGCCCUCUGAGCAGGGUUUGAUUUAUAAGCCCCCAGGACUCACUCCCUGGCAGGGCUUGGCAGGCUGAGUCCUAGUUGUGUGAUCUCUGGGUUCCUGCACAUGCUCUGCCGGUAAAUGCCUUCCAGACACCUACAUCGGAGCAGAAGCUUUUAGUACAGUGGCAUGAGGACACUGGUCAGAUCCGGAGCAAAUGUAAAUUGCCAUAGCCCCACUGGAGCCAGUGGAGCUAGGGCCAGAUAUACAAUGGUAUUUAGGUGCCUGAAGAGGCAGAUAGGCUUCUACUGGGGUUUACAAAAGCUUCUAAGCAGGUUAGGUGCCAAACUCCCAUUGAAAGCCAGUAGGCGAUAAGUAUCCAACUCGCUGUUAAAUCCAACUAGGCACCUAUCCGCAUGCUUAGGUGCCACAAUAUGUUUAUAAAUCUGGCCCCUCUGCAGAUUUGCAUCUGCUGAGCAUUCAGCUCUGUCUCCUAUGGCAAAUGAAUCCAGUUCUGUUCCACUGUGUAUGUAGAGCGUUGCAUUAAUUUGAAUGUUUUCAAGGCUGAAGCAUUGGUUGUAUUUUGUUUCCUAGAGUUUCAUGGGCAUUAUUUGGUAAUUGCUUCGUGCAGCUGAGCUGUUUGCAGAAGGGAGAUGGCAAAUGCAAUUGAUAAUUUCAUAGAUUCAAGAACUAGAAUAGAGAUUCAGCCAGGAAUCGCUGACCUACCUCGUCUGUUUGACAAGAAGCAUGCAUUGUACUGUAAUAUGGUAUUGCCAUGAGCUGGCACACUUCAAGGCUAAUCCAGUAUUAGGUUUGUGAGCACAAGUAGUUCCUUGCUGGAAACUGGGUUUCGUUUAGCUCUGUCCCAGUCUGACAGCCAGUUCAGGCAAGGCUUGGAGAGAGUCUUACCCGAAACCUGUUCUAUCCCCAGUGAUAUGUGAACCUUUUCCCCCCUCAUGGCCAGCAAGUAGAAUUAAAAGGACAUAAGAACAGCUAUACUGGGUUAGUCCAUGGGUCCAUCUAGCCCACUGUCCUGUCUCUGACACUGGCCAAAGCCAGAUGCUUCAGAGGGAAUGAACAGAACAGGGCAAUUUUGAGUGAUCCGUCCCCUGUCGUCCAAUCCUGGCUUCUGGCAGUUGGAGGUUUAGAGACACCCAGAACAUGAGGUUGCAUCCCUGGCCACCUUGGCUAAUAAUAGGACCUCCCCCGCAUUUAAAAAUGCUUUUUAUAAAACCUAAUAGAAAAAUGGCCAUGACUUUCAUUAACUCAAUACAUUUAAAUCGGUGGAUUUAAACAUUCUCCAGAACAACAGCACUAAGACCAGGAAGUGAAACUGAUCAGUCUAAUAUCGCCUGAUGAAACACAUACAUGGAAUAGUGGGUUAAAAGUAGAGCUGGUUGAAAAACUGGAGGUUGCUAUGGUUUUAUUUUUUUAAUGUUCACAGGUUUGAGUGUGUUUUGACCAGCCUUCAGUGUGGUUGAAAUUUUUCCAACAACUGGAAUUUCAAGGAAACUUUUCUGCACAUUUUUUUUUUUAAUUUCUUGGUUUUUUGGUAGACUUCUUUAAAUUUCUUGACCAGCUCUAGAAAAAAAGUGAGUUGGAUUUUUCUUUCAAAUCUAGGCAGUACUCCUUUAAAACGCUGUAUUUUUCCGUCCCAACAGCUGAUCUCUGGCUCCAGUAAUGCCGAGAACGCUCGUGUCAAUAAUAAUGUCUGUGUUACAGGGCAACAAUAAAACUUUGUCAUUUUAUUUCCGACUCCCCAUGCACCUUUCCUGGCUUGACACAUUUGCAGACUUUUGUUGCGAUUUUAAAUAGCAAAACUGCAGUGUGUCUGUUCUCAUGGUAACGAGGAAAUAAGCAUUUUGCUCCCUCUCCUUUAAGGUGGAUAAUUAGAGAAACCAUUUUCUCCUUGCUUCCGAGCUGUGUGUGUGUUUUCUCAUGACUUGGCUUCACUCAGAAAUGAGGUCAUUGUUAGAACAUGAUCUUGAGCAGUUGAUUUAACUAACACGAUGUUUAACAUGACUUUGCAGUCCAUGUCAUCUUGUAGGGGAAAAUGGUGCUUAAGAUCAGACCAGCUGGUUGGGGUUAAACCUAGAGGUCCAGCUGGCACCAUAUAUUAACACACACAGAUUUCUGUCUGCACUGACUGCAAAGGUGUAUUUAACACCACUUUAAUUAAUAUGCCUCCUCAAGGUCAUGUUCUAACAGCCUCAUUUUUGAAUGAGGACAAGGCCCCAGUGAUGCAAGAACCUUGAGUCACUAAGGCUCGGGAAAAAAGCAGACAGGUGGAGAAACAGCAGGAAGGUGGAAAUGGCUGAGCCCUACAGAUUCGCAUCUCAGUGGGCUUUGUGCCUUAAUAUCUGUGUGUGGAGUCCAGGACCCCCAUGGGUUUGAUUCUGCUCUCAGUGGGUAUUCCACACUGGUGGAACUGAAAGCAGAAAUAGAUCCCUUUAUCUUAAUUAGGACGCUGUCACUGUGGCCUUUGAUAGGAAGAUCCCAUGUCAGGUGCAGCUGCAAAUUUUUGAUGCCUGCAAACCUCACUCAUUGGAGUGAUCCCUACUCAAGGGGAGCAUCCUCAGUGGAGUCCUAGAACCAGGCCAUAACCAAAUGCUACAGCAUAAUUCAUAUCAGUUCAACCAACCGGCUCCUAGUGAGAUCUCUCAGUCCAUAGGGCCUGAUCCACUGCUCACUGAGGUCUGUGGAAAGCCUCCCAUUGCCUUCAGUAGGCAUGCUGCUAUGCCUCUGACAUCUUAAUCCUGAGGGGCCUGCACAGCCCCCAGGGAAGUGAAGUCCCCAGAGAACUGAAACCAUCGCACCCCACACUACCACCAUUUUCUAGCCCUAGCUGGCCAGAGUCUGCUCAGUUUCACCAGUGCAAAUCUGGCAUCCCUCUGCUAAAGUCUGGAUUUACACUGGUCUAACUCAGAGCAAAAUAUUGGCCCAGGGGGUUCAACACAUGCAGUUCGGUCUUUGUGCGAAUUGGGGUUGAAACUAACAAGGCCCCUCGUGCCAAGAGCCACGGAUCUUUGCCUGAAAAUAUUGCUUUAGCUGUACUUUACCUGUUCUUCUCCUGUACUCUUGAGUCUUGUUGUUGAAUGCACCUUGCUGUCCCUUCAGAAUUUCUUGCUAGUGGUGUCCUGUGUUAACAGGUGCAAAUAGUAAGAAGCCCGCUUUCUGGUUUAUUCGUCACCUUCUUCGUCCUCAGCAUCUUGCUUUUCCUGGAAGGGGAAAUAUACACACCCACGUGCGCCAGCCACCAAGGGUACCCAUACUGUGAAUGUUCUCUGGUGUGAUUCAUUUGCAAAUACAAAUAAUAUAUUUAACUAUUAUUGUAAAAACAGAAGAUGAAUUUUAAAAGGAAUCAUUUUAAAGGUUUAUUCCAAAAGCUGCAAUGAUUUUUUGUAUGGAAAGUUUCUCUGGAAUUAAUCGAAAGGUACAAAAAUAAAUAAAAGAUGGUAUCCUUGUGUCGGAAUGUUUUUAUAAAGAUCCUGCAAUUUUUGUAUUUCAGAUAUGCCAUGGACUGUUUUGAGAAUGUGUUUGUUUUCUUGCUAAGGCUUAUAUUACAAAUGUAUUGUGAAUGCUACGAAGCCAAGAUUGGAAAAUAAACUUUAUUGAGUAGAUGGUA